CACGGACGUGAAAUCAACCAAUUAAAUCCACUUUCUCUCUCCCUCUCGCGUCCGAUCUCUCUCUCUCUCUACUCCAUACGACACAAAACAACAAAGCUCUCUCUCACCACGAGUCAACUCUCGCCGUCCUUUCUCGCGCAAAUCGCAUGCCCUAACCGUGAGAAAAGAGAGAUGACUAUGACGACGGAGGAGAAACCGGUUUCCGAUAACCGAGGUUGGGGUUUCUUCAAGAUUCCGUUUCGAAACUCAAGUGGCCACGGAAACGCCUCGAGUGCUACGUCUCCUUUCCCAUCGGGAGCUUCGUCUUCUUCUACAUCUUCUCAUCUCCAUAACCACCAUCCUCAACAACAUCAUCCUCACCAUCAUCAUCAUCAUCCUCAUCAUCAUCAGCUUGGCUAUAACGGGCCUCAUGGUGAUGGAUCGGGUCAAAAUCAGCACCCGACACCUUCGCCUUCAGUUUCAUCUGUUGCUAAGUCACUUCUGCCUACUAAACGCAGAUUGAAGCUUGAUCCGUCGGAGAAACUCUAUUUUCCUUAUGAGCCUGGGAAGCAAGUGAGGAGCGCUAUUAAGAUAAAAAAUACCAGCAAAUCACAUGUUGCCUUUAAGUUUCAAACAACUGCACCGAAGAGUUGCUUCAUGCGUCCACCAGGUGCUAUCCUUGCUCCUGGAGAGACUCUUAUCGCCACUGUGUUCAAAUUUGUUGAGCCUCCUGAGAAUAAUGAGAAGCCAAUGGAUCAAAGGAGCAGGGUUAAGUUUAAAAUCAUGAGCCUGAAGGUGAAAGGUCCAAUGGACUAUGUUCCUGAGCUGUUUGAUGAGCAAAAAGAUGAUGUGUCUAAGGAGCAAAUAUUGCGUGUUAUCUUCCUGGAUCCCGAACGUCCCAACCCUGCACUGGAGAAAUUGAAACGUCAGCUAGCUGAAGCAGAUGCAGCAGUGGAGGCGCGAAAGAAACCACCAGAGGAAACGGGUCCAAAGAUGAUUGGAGAAGGACUUGUGAUCGAUGAAUGGAAGGAGCGUCGAGAGAGAUAUCUUGCACAGCAACAAGGCGAAGGAGUUGACUCUGUCUGAGACUAAAAGAUCCUUUUCAGGACAAAAACAAGUGUGUGUUUGUGAAGAAGAAGAAGAAGAAGAGACCACGCUAUUGAAUUUCUCUGCUAACUUCCACAUUCGUAAUGCAAUAUAAGGAUCAUGCUGGUAAAAAAACAAAAAAAAAUGAAAACUUUUUUCGUGUAAAAAAAAAUGUAAACUUGGGGUUUGAUAAUGAAUUGCUCAUGUUAAGACUAAUAAAAAAAAAUUGACAGGA
Messenger RNA from Eutrema salsugineum, 1300 nucleotides. Its product is annotated as vesicle-associated protein 4-2. Gene Ontology annotation, biological process: endoplasmic reticulum membrane organization. The coding region runs from base 172 to 1065 and encodes 297 amino acids. Gene Ontology annotation, cellular component: endoplasmic reticulum membrane; plasma membrane. The transcript is spliced from 7 exons. NCBI's taxonomy places the organism in Eukaryota, Viridiplantae, Streptophyta, Magnoliopsida, Brassicales, Brassicaceae. The record is from RefSeq and is a predicted model, not a curated record.